This is a messenger RNA of Eremothecium gossypii ATCC 10895, 612 nucleotides long. It is a transcript of the gene MDY2, whose product is annotated as Mdy2p. The record is from RefSeq and is marked provisional. Lineage: Eukaryota; Fungi; Ascomycota; Saccharomycetes; Saccharomycetales; Saccharomycetaceae. Bases 1 to 612 code for a protein of 203 amino acids. The transcript has a single exon. Gene Ontology annotation, molecular function: protein binding.
AUGACUAACACUGAGAGAGAGUUCGUGAACAAGUUCUUAACGCUUGCAGCAUUGGAAGAGCCUACCAGGACCAGGGACUACUUUAAGCCCCUCGAGCAGGUCAAAUCCAUAGCUGUUACAUUACAGCCGUUGAAGUACAAAUACAACAAACAGAGCCGUCCCCGGGCGGGACAGGGCUUGGAGGGCAACGAAGUCAAGUUGUUCUUGAAGUCAGUGCGGCCACCACGGUUUGCGCACACGGCGUUGUUUGCCGCCAAUGACAAUGUGUCUCAGGUGAAGGAGCGGUUGCGGGAGAUAGAGCCUGCGGUGAGCACGGCGGAUUUGAGGCUUUUGUUGAAGGGCAAGGUUCUGAACGAUGGCAUGAUUCUUUCGGACCUGAAGGCUCCGGAGGCGGCACUAAUGGUUCUAGUGCAGCCACACAGAGAAAACGCGCCUGCUGCGGCGGCCGCGCCGCCCAGACCGGAAAGCGACGGGCUCGACGUGGCUGCGGUCCCCACGCUGGAUGUGCCCUGGGACAGGAUCUCUUCUACGCUCGAGGAUGCGCUGGGUGAUCGCGGCGUAGCCGCAGCUACGUUGACACGUCUACAACGCGGCUGGGAUCUAGCAGGCUGA